GCAUCGAUCCCCAGCUGCUGGCAGCUAGCUCUAUCUAGUUACCUAGUACUUCGUAGACAUCAUCUGUAAAACUGUUCUUGCAUUUUUGUAGAGUCUAUGAUUUGCUUACUAUGAUCUUCAUACUUUCGUUACAUUAAUAUUAUUGGUUUUUUUUUUUUUUCUUUUUUCCUUCUAUUUCGUUUCUCCUAUACGGCUGGCCAUUUUGAAAUUAAAUUUAUUCAAUUAUUGAAACAUACCUACUUGAGGGAUGCCGCUUAAUACCUACUCCUAACAGCUGGGCUAGUAGUGAGUGAAGAUAUAUUAAAUCAAAGACAAUAAAACACGAUGAUCGCAGACCUCCUGAACUCCCUCGCCAACGACGCCGAUGAUUCGGACGGCGUGGCGCAAUUGAUUGUUACUGCCCUGGGGUCCUCCGGGCAGCACUACGUGUGUUGGAAGACUCAUUCUGGGGAAUACAGACAACGCAAGUCCAUAGUUAUAGCCACCUCAGCCUACCACCAAUACAUGCUAACCCUCUCGCCUCCAGAAUCCAGCAGCCUCCCCACCCGCCUCCAAGACUGGCUCUUCCCCUCCGACGGCAGCACGCGGGACUUCGAGACCCUGCAGGUCGUCCUCUCCGGCGAAGACACCUUCUGGGCAUCGGACCGGAACGGCGAAGUCCGCAGCGAGCCCUCAGGCACCCAGCAGCAACGGCUGCGGCGCGCCCUGACCAUCAGCGGCGAGAGCCCGAACUCCUCUCCCGCACACCGACGGCGGUCCAGCCGAGCGCGCGAACUCGCCACCGAAGCCGACGGCGAGCGGCCGCGCUCGAACACGCUGCCGGCGUCGCAGUCGCCGGUCGCGGACAACUCCCCCCCCGGACCGCAGCCGCAGCCGCAGCCAAGGCCGCUGAAGCCGCUGGCAACGCACACGCGCUCGUCGUCGGUGGACAAGCUGCGGCGGAUCUCGAUCGUCCCGCUCGCGUUCCACCAGCAGCGGCGGUCGUGGGCCACGCGGCCGCGGAGCCUGGUGUACGGGCGGGAUGAGCUGGAGGUGCUGAAGGAGCAGCCGAGCCCGGAGAUCGCUGCAACGCCAACAGCACCUACAUCAACAUCAACAUCAGCACCCGCGCCCGCGCCCGCGCCCGCGCGAGCGAAAUCAGCCACGCCACCGCCCAUGGUCCCAGGCAGCCGGUGCACAUGCGACCACCACUGGCCGCGGCGGCCGCGGUCGAACUACGCCGACGCGAGCGUGCAGACGGAUCCUAUCCCAACCCCAACCCCAACCCCGGAUCCCGACCCCAUCAGCCUCGACACCUUCGCACCACCCCAUACCCGAAGGCCAAGCCGGCACCACUUCCGGCAGGAAUCAACCACAUCCACAGCCUCCACAGCGUCCUCCUACUCCGCGGCCACGCACAGCAAGCGGUCGAGCAUCGAGACCAUCACGACGCAGCCGGACACGUAUCCCGACCUCAGCAGCGAGAAGAGGAGGAAGAGGAGGACGUACUACGAAGGGGGAGGAGAAGAAAGGUGGCAGCGGUGGGAGCUGUCCGUGAACGUGAACCCGGUGAUCAUGGGGCGGAUGCAGGAUUACUUCCGCUCGUCGACGUAUACGCUGGGUGCGGCGUUGCAGUCGUAGGGGAUGGAUGGUGUAGGAUAGGUAUGUGGAUAGGGGGGGGGGGGUCGGGAGAGAAACUCUCGUCGCAACAGACGAGCAAAAGCAAGCCUGUGGCAGCCUAGAGAUCUGCUCUACCUAUGGCGAUUGGUACACACCUAAAUACCUACUCCUAGGUAGCGUCUGAAGAGGCAUUCAACUUCAUUUUAAUAUAUACCCUGGGUAGGUAGGUACCUGAGGUACCUAC
Hypoxylon fragiforme is the source of this 1843-nucleotide messenger RNA. RefSeq lists its product as uncharacterized. The record is from RefSeq and is a predicted model, not a curated record. The transcript has a single exon. NCBI's taxonomy places the organism in Eukaryota, Fungi, Ascomycota, Sordariomycetes, Xylariales, Hypoxylaceae. Bases 325 to 1620 code for a protein of 431 amino acids.